CAAUCCCAAACCUAGUCUACCCAAUACCCGCGCCUCUGCCACUUCUUGUUUUCCCCGCCUAGCCAGCACGUAGCCUCCCUCCUCCUUAUCCAACUAUCGCCAUGGACGCGUCCAGCUCCUUCUGGAGCCAAAUCCAGCACGAGGACCUCUCUCCGCGAUCCCCUAUCACGUUUCCUCCUUGCUCCACCCUGCAGAUCCACGCUCUGCCCAUGCUCGAGCUCGGCACCGAGGACCUCCCGCUCGAGCUCGACCGCAUCUCCGGCGAACCUCCCUCGUGCCUCGCCCUCAUCCUCAUGCGCCCUACUGCGACGUCCUCGCCUUCCUCCCGCGUGCAGACACACAAGGGCUCGACCUCCCCUACUCCGAGGUCGCCGGCUACUAGCGCGACCACCAGGAACUGUCGCUCGCGCCCGCGUAGCUGUCGUGGUCUUGCGGCGCUUGUGUCAUGGCCGUCGAAGCCGCCGACCGCCGAAGCCUCCUUCCUGCUGGCCGACCGGGUCCACCUCACCUCCGACCAGCCUUUGCCGGAGCAGCCAUCCUCGACCGGCCCCCUCGCCACGCCACUGGAGAGGCUCGCUGGUUGGACCCCUCUGCCUUAUCGUGCCUCCUGCUUCCUCCCAUCCCUGCCUGCUCAUACGAGCGCUUCCUCUGCUCGUCGUGUGUAGCGCCACCAACAGUGUCGCUACUCGCCUACCUUGCGUCGCCAUCCCCCGCUUGAAUAGAUGUUGCUUCGCUGUUGCCCGCCUCCUUUGCACCUUCCUCACUAUUGUUGUCUCGUUGGCCAAGCCAUUAUGUUGUUGCAUGCCUCCUCUGUUGACAACCAGCCCCGCCGGAGCUCCCCCUUGAUUCGCUCGCCGGUGCUUGUUGCUCCGCUCGACAGCCAUCGCCAGUUGUUGUCAUGCCUUGUUGCAUUCGGUUGUGUACGGUCCUUCUGGACGCGGUUUUUCUACAGCGCGUUGCGUUCACAGCGGCAAUCCCAGCCGCUAGCGUGCGUGUGAGGAUCAACGCCACAUGCAGGCAAGUACAGUGCGGGACCAUGCAUGCGGCUCGUAUUGUUAUGUAUAGCGUUUUACCCGGUCAUCCAGCCCACCGUAUUCCACUCUUAUGGGCCCUCCCAGGUUCUCUCAUGUCAAUGCAAAAAAAAAAGGUUCUCUCAUGUGACCCCACCUUCCCAUUAUCCCUUCUCUAUCACCUGAGGACAAGAAGCUCUGCUUGUUCCGCAGCAAUGGCGACGAGGAGCGGCUACACCGGAGAAGGAGGAAGCUCAAUCAUGUCCACGGGAGUGUCGAAUCAAGCGAAGCUCUUCAGCACGUCCACGAUAUAGAGGGCGAACUGCCUGAGCAGAUUAUCGAUCCGAAGUUCUGUGGCAUGGAUACCUCGUCUGUCCACAGAUGUUUAUCCAUGCUUAUCCUCGCAUCUCACCCAAUCUGCAGCACGUCCCCGGAUAGAAGACAAACUCUCGGUAGAGUUCUUGAUCUGGACUACUACGGGAUAAACAUCACAUCUAGCCCGUAAGGUUGAUGUCGUCCUAGCAGGUAUAGGGAGGAGAUUCCUGGAUGAGCGUAUUAAGUGUUUCUCCAUAGAUUCAUAUUUUCUUCCCCUUAUCAGACAUUUCGAUUUUUUACUUUGAAUCCACUCUGAUAGGUUGCGAUUCAAUAAUGGAAAAGGCCUACUUAGAUGUAAUGACAGAGAGAAGCAACAACGAGUUUGACAAUGAGCAGCUUGUGAACAAGUAGAAGAACACAAUAUUUCGCAAUAAAAUUAGGAUGUCAACGAGGUUGGAUUUCCAUACUAAGCUAUGUGUGGCAUCUUAUUCUUCAGUUGUUAUCUUUCCUGUCGUGUUGGCUUAUCUCCUGUUUACAUAGGAUUUAGUUUAACGGUUCAGAGUUGCUGUAUCAAUUUCCUAGAUCACAUUGUGUCAUUGAUAUCCUUACUGCAAAAAGAAAAACAUUGGCAUAAAUUUAUUUGUAUAUCAUGUUUUGACGCACUGGAAUAUGCAUAAUUUUUAGUA
Molecule: messenger RNA, 2011 nt
Organism: Hordeum vulgare subsp. vulgare (domesticated barley)
Lineage: Eukaryota; Viridiplantae; Streptophyta; Magnoliopsida; Poales; Poaceae
Exons: 2
Coding region: 102-665 (187 amino acids)
Source: RefSeq, a predicted model, not a curated record